AUGAGCCUUGAUCCCAAUGCCUUUCCGAGGUCGAACUCCCCCGCAAGCUCCGAGAGCUCCUUGACGCGCUCCCGUUUACAAGGCAAGGAAGGGUCCCCCAAGAAAGACAAGAAUUACCGCCGGUAUGCGUCCAGCGUUGAACGAGCGCUUUCGCUCUUCGAUAAUGCCCUACAAGAAUGGGCCGACUAUAUCUCUUUCCUCAGUCGCCUGCUAAAGGCACUUCAAACCCACCCGCCCGAUCAACCUGUCGUUCCCCAUAAAGUGCUAGUAUCCAAGCGACUUGCGCAAUGCUUAAACCCAUCAUUGCCAUCAGGCGUGCACCAGAAGGCCCUCGAAGUCUAUACGUACAUAUUUGGCUUGAUAAAGCUUGAGGGACUGUCGCACGACUUGCCUUUGUAUCUUCCUGGCCUUGCACCAACGUUGACAUUCGCCUCUUUAACUGUCCGACCACUUUUCCUGUCCUUAGUCGAAGGAUACAUAGUUGAUUUGGAACCGUGGGCGAUUCGACCUGCCUUGAAAGCUAUCAUUCUUGCCCUACUCCCUGGACUCGAGGAGGAAACAAGCGAUGACUUCGAGCCUACAUUACGUGCUAUUAACAAACUUCGUGAUGCCGCUGGGCGCCUUGAGACACAAAGAACAUCUGAAGCGGGGGCCUCUGGGCAGUACUUCUGGCAGUGCCUCUUUUUAGCAUCCAUCACUAACCCUAGCCGGCGGCUUGGUGUCCUGGCAUACUUGAACCGCUUUCUACCAAAGUUGGGCAUCUCAGACCGCCGUCCAAGCACGACUGGUGGAAAUGAUGUGCCUGAUAUCCCACCGGAGAUGCUAGCCGCAGCAGACUCCGUCAUUCUACCGGAGCCUGGCCUCUUGAUUCGCUGCAUCGCAUCAGGUUUAUCCGACGACCAACUUCUUGUCCAGCGCAACUUCCUUGAUCUUCUUGUUACCCAUCUUCCCUUGAGCUCUCCGAUCUUGCAGAACAAGAUUGCAGCCAGCGAUUUGCGGACAUUGGUCAUCGCAGCAGUGGGGGUGGUCACUCGGCGAGAAAUGGGCCUUAACCGUCGGCUCUGGGCUUGGUUCUUGGGGCCUGAUUCCCCAAACGAUAAUUCAUCCAUGGAUGACCGAAAAUUCUCAUCGGAAACCGCCCGAUCUGCCUCUGUUGAUGGCAAGGAACUUACGCAAUCGCAGUAUUUCAGCCGGGUGGGCUUGCAGCCAUUAGUUACUGGUUUGUUAGAUAUGAUUAAACAAGCACCGGCCACUCCGUCCGAGAGAACCAAACCUUUCCGGAUAGCUUUGUCACUAAUGGAUCGUUGGGAAAUCGGCGGAUACAUUGUCCCUGCGGUGUUCUUACCCACAGUGCGCAGCGUCAAGGUUUUUGAAGCCGAAGCUCCUAAAGCCCACUUCGAAGAGGUAUUUCGCAGUGCGAGCGCCUUCUUCGAUGGUGUUGAAAGUGGCGUGAUUUUCUCAGAGCUACUGGGGUUGGUUGACUACCGAUCUGCCGAUUUGGACAGUGACAUUGACCGGGUCUUGCGUGACUUGGAUCUUGCACAAUUUAUCAUUGAGAACUUUAAUGUCCGCGAGGAGGAUAUGGUUCAGAUCCAUGUUCCCUUGUUAGCAUUGUCAGUGCUCGUGAAGAUGAGAAAUAUCUCACCCACUCAGAGUACAGCCAAUAAACAGGCUGUCUCCACGGCGUUGAACAAAGUUCUUAAGUCGUUGAUUAGUUUGCUCACAGAACGAGCCUUUUCAAAGAAGACUGGCUCUGAAAAGACUCUUGCCAGCGAACCAAAGUCUCGAAGUAGUGAUGUUUUGAAAACUGUCCACAGUUUCUACGAACAAAGCAAGAAUAGCCUAGAGCUUCCAUCUCUUCCAUAUGCCCCAAAGAACCUCGGGGAGAUGAUGAUUCGAGAAGCUCACGAACUGGCUAUCUCGGGACUGAGAGCUCGAAAUGAUAUAGUGUCCGUUCACGAAAAUCUGGAUAUUCUUGUGACAUUGCUCAAGAAGCUUCCAAAGUCGCGGGUUUUGCGAGAUCGAAAGCUUUUCGAGGCACUCUCUCAGAGAUUGGAUAUAGGGAAGGACAAGCCCACGACAGCCUCCUUUUCAGUAAUCUCCACAAUUGCCUCGACGGUGACGAGUCUAUUCUUCAUCCACACUCCUGGCUUCUAUGUCAGCUAUGAAGAUGCCUGUGACCUGAUCACUCCAUUGGUCAAUCAAAUCUGGUGGUAUCUCUCACCUCUAAGUCCGAAGUUCCACGUGGAAGCCGUUCGCUGCUUAUGGCUCUUGCACUCAAUCUCUUGGAUUGAUCAUCUCGUCGAGGCUUCAUUGACCUCUUUGAUGGUCAAUGUCUCAGCGGCAGGCUCCCGUCACCUUUCGUCCGAGCAGCAGGCCGAGCGAUUCUAUGUCCUAUGGAACCACAGCCACCACAAUAUACACGAGCAACCCCCGAAGCAAGUUCUUGAUGUUGGGGGGACCUUAUUCUCCUAUCAGUGCUCGAUGCUCGAACGCCCACUCUUCAUUGUACUUGAUCUUCUAUCUCAAGAGUCAAGCGAUAGCUCCCAGAGUGUUCAGCUGUGGCUUCAAGAUUUACCGUCCAUCCACAAGGUCUUUCAUGUUAUUAUUUCCAAACUUGAUGAGUUAUCUGAGAAUGACGAUGCCGGCGAGACGGACGCAAGCAGCCAGUCAAUUUCCCCCGAUGACUACAAGGAGUGUGACUACUUGCUACAGACAGCCUCAAAUAUCAUCGCCGCUCUUUCUCAUAAUGGAUGGAUCACUCUUCUUACCCAUGUGCUAGGAAAUGAGAAGCGCCCUGAAACAUCAAAAUCGGAAGACAACACAGAUUCUAAAAGUCUCCAUGCCGCCAUAUUUGAGGCAUCUCUUCGCAUUGUCAGCACACAGACCACGAACUCAAUAGAAGUGUGUCUGGAAGGAGAACGCCUACAAAAGCAUGCCCUCCAGCUCAUGCGCCAACUUCUUCUUGGACCUGGAGCAGAAGAACUAGUCGAGUCUGGUAUUGAUGAUUUCUUGGUUGAACGCCUUCUUGUGUCGUCGGAAGGAGGCAGCAUUACGGUCCAGGGUGCGCUCAUUGAUGCACUCCUUGCUGCGUUGAAAGUGCGAUUUGCGCAAGCAUAUCUACCCCCACCUCCGCCUCGGCCCAAGCAUUUACGAGCAAGCUCUCGUGAUCGUCUGACUAGCCCUUCGAUCUUGUCAUUCACCAGCGACAAAGGAGACAGAAGGCCCUCGAUGCCUCGACUGCCGCAACCACCGGAGCGCCUCCUGGAUUGUCUUCUAAAGGGAAUCAGCUCGCCAAAGUCCCGAGAAAUUGUCGACAAGUGGAUAGUCCUACUUUGUGAGGUCCUUCCUCUGUACUCGGGUUCCAUAUUCCAGAUUCUGUUGAUGCUUUCGGAAUGUUUCUGCCGGGAGAUUCGGGCCUCUUAUGGCAGGCUCCAGCUGUCCUUCCAUCAAACAGAAGACUGGCCGCAGGACCGUUCUGAGCAUGUCACAAUUGCUCUUCUCUCCGGCCUCGAGACUUGUAUCGCAAAUGCCCAUGAGCGCCUGAUUAUUGAAGAGGCUAACGUCCCAGCGGCCAAGAGCCCUGAUCAACCGCAAGGCUUUUUCGGCAAUAUGGUGUCUGGAGUGUUCAACUCGGAAGGCGGCCAGGGUCGCCCCAACACCGCGAAUGAUCGAUUGACUGUCCUUCUCUGUUUCCAAGAUGCCGUUCGCUUGUGCUUCUCCAUCUGGUCAUGGGGCGCAGGAGAUCACAGUGGAUCUACCAUCGAUUCUGAAUCCUUGGCUUCAUUCCAGUAUACCUCGCUGCGAAUGAGAAAUCGAUCAAGGCGGAUUUUGGAGCACUUCUUUACAGCAGAAGCACUUGAAUGCCUGGAGACAUUAGUUGAAAUGUGGUCCAAGUCUGACACCGAGACAGCGUCCCUCAUCUUUGACCUUCUUCAUACCCUUGACGGAUCGAGCCCGAAGAUAACCAUUCCCGCCAUCUUCAAUGCAAUCUACACACGCACCAACCCCAGUGCUUUGGAUUCCAGCCGCAAAUCGUCGUUGACUUCCAGCCUUUCCGAAUCUGAGCUUGCCAGCUUUUUGGUAACAUACGCCCGAUCACUAGAUGAUGAUGUUCUGGAUGAAAUUUGGACAGACUGCACGACGUUUUUGCGUGAUGUUCUGAGCAAUCCAUUCCCACACCGGCAGAUACUUCCACGUUUGAUCGAAUUUGCUGCCAUUCUGGGUGUGAAAUUGGAGAACACGACCUUUGGCGAAGACCGCCGUAUGCGAAAGGAACUCGGAGAUGUUCUUCUGCGACUCCUCACAGCGGUCUUCACGAGCAAGCCUUUAGGUCUCAACCAAGACACUGGACCCAUGGCAAGAUCGUCCGUGGAUCACGAUCGCACUUCAGUCUCACACACCGGACCCGACGACAUGCUGAGCAUUUUAGCGGUCUCUAUGCCGUCAUUCAUCACGACCCUGGGUGAUUCGGACCGGAUCAACACUGCCAUCACGGGUGUCUCAACCAACGUGGUGAGUCCUCUUAUUCGAUCUCGCCUCUUCCCCAACAACCUCAACCGAAAUGUCAUGAUUUUGUUGCAACAAAUGGCCAAAGUACCGGCAGCGGCGAAGUUGUGGAAGAAGGACAUCUCCGACGCAUUCAACGAUCCCCGAUUCUUCGGAUUGCAGUUGGAUUUAGCGAAGAAUAGCUGGAUGGACCUGUUACGUCAGUGGGUUCUUGUCGACAAGGAACGGCUCUCUGAAUUACUGGUUCGACUGCCACCGCCAAGCGCAGCGGGCAUAAUGUUUGGUGUAGGGGCUUCUGCAGCGCGGUUAGAAGCCGAUCGAAAAGCGCAACUCAACCUCCGGCGAAUCGCACUCCUCCUGCUGUCUGCCAACGAAGACUACUUCGUUGGAGAGUUACCGGCCUUGCUUCAAAAAUUGGAAGAUCUCCUCGCAGCAACUAGCUCUUCAUCGCCAUCUUCGGCCACUCGGGCAGAAGUCUUCAUGGUCCUACGUGCCGUCGCACUCAAGAGCUCCGCUUCUGCAAUGGCGCCAUUCUGGCCUUUAAUCAACACGGAGCUGCAAGAAGCAAUUUCCGCAGUUCCGCAAGGCUUUCAGGCAGAACUGUAUAACCCCUACUCGUUGCUUCAGGCAUGCAAGCUCCUCGAUAUUCUGCUUGUACUUGCCCCAGAUGACUUCCAACUCCUCGAGUGGCUUUUCGUAACUGACACCAUCGACGCUGUCUACCCACCGGAUCGUUGGGAACCAAUUGCUCUAGCAGAUGAAGUCUCUCAAAGCUUCAGCCCUCGCAGUACCAUUUCACCCACUCUUCCUGUGGAGACGAAUGAACCACAACACCGCAGUGGUCUGAAGCGACCUUGGCUCAUCUCUGACUGGAUCCGGGAGACGGCUAAGGAUGAGAUCACUGAGCGUGUCUUGCGACCGUUCUUUGAUCGAUUGAGUAUUUACGUAUUUGAAAGUACGUAUGGUAUGGGCAGUGUAGAUCUGACGGUAUGCCGGGAUGACCUUUUGGCGGAUCUCUUCAAUGAGAGCACGAUGGCCAAUUAA
Messenger RNA from Penicillium soppii, 5553 nucleotides. RefSeq names its product dopey family protein. Gene Ontology annotation, cellular component: endosome; trans-Golgi network. Gene Ontology annotation, biological process: Golgi to endosome transport. NCBI's taxonomy places the organism in Eukaryota, Fungi, Ascomycota, Eurotiomycetes, Eurotiales, Aspergillaceae. Bases 1 to 5553 code for a protein of 1850 amino acids. The transcript is spliced from 7 exons. The record is from RefSeq and is a predicted model, not a curated record.